AUGACCGCCCCUAUCAAUGCAGCUGAAUCCUCCCGGGGCCCUCUCCCCUCCAUCAGCCUCCUCACCGAAGGCUGCGUCAACUACAUCGGCAUCAACAUCGCCGUAACCCCCGACCUCAAAUCCACCAUGGCCGCUCGCCUGCUCCGCUACGAAGCUCCCUCGCCUCACGCCACAAACCCCCUCCCAACUAUCCCACAGGGCCGCUCUCGCUACAUCAUUCCACCUGCUUCUCAGUCACGCCGUCGUUCCAGUCGCUUCCUCCUUCUCAGCGACAAGGAAUACCCUCCUUCUCUCGCUGACAGUGCCACUGGAAUUUCCGCCAACCAGCCCGUCGUCUGGCUCCCUGCGCACCAAGUCUGGGUCAAGAACCGCCAGGAAAACGUCGUCCCCCCUUCGAACAAGCUGCUCAAUGCCCCCCAGAGCUUCGUCAGUCUGUUGGGUCGCGAUGGAACGUACGCGGCUGUUUGCCAUGUAUCGCAGGUGGAAAGGGUGAUUGCGUAUAUUGCCGAUGUCAAUUCAGCCAAGUCGGAGAAGCUGUGCGUUGCUACUGGUGGUGUGGACUUUCCUGAGGACGAGAGACGGUGGAUGUAUGUGAUGUCUUGUGUUGGUACGGAUCAAGAGGUUUGGGAGGGCUUCGAGGGUAGCAAAAAGGCGGAGGACAACGAUGGUGGUUUGGAAGCUCGUGCUUGA
Molecule: messenger RNA, 690 nt
Organism: Sordaria macrospora k-hell
Lineage: Eukaryota; Fungi; Ascomycota; Sordariomycetes; Sordariales; Sordariaceae
Source: RefSeq, a predicted model, not a curated record